AUGAAUAAUACUAAUCCAAUAGAGUUUUUGUUUUGCGAUUUGGUGAAGUUGUUGAGCGUUUUUUUUUAUAACAAUAAUUUAAAUCGUUCAUCAAAUAACAAUAAUACAAAUACAACAACUACUACAACAACUACUACUACAACAACUACCACAACAACUACUACAAAUAAUACAAAUCCAGUAAGGUUAACUUCAACAAGAAACACACACCGCUCAAAAGCUGGUAAGCUAGUACCAGUAAAAAACUCUUAUCUCUACAAAGAUGUGACUGAGGAAGAGCUUAUGCUUUUUCUUGCUAUUACGGUACAAAGCCAGGUGGGACAUGUCCAAUGA
Molecule: messenger RNA, 333 nt
Organism: Heterostelium album PN500
Lineage: Eukaryota; Evosea; Eumycetozoa; Acytosteliales; Acytosteliaceae
Exons: 3
Coding region: 1-333 (110 amino acids)
Source: RefSeq, a predicted model, not a curated record